UGCAUCUGUGCUUUGAUGUUCAGUAUAGUUGGUGACAGUGAUACAGAUUCAGAUAGUUCAUCAACUACACUCUCCUCGUCAUCUUCAGCAGUAUCAGAAGAAGAUGAUCGUCUAAAUGAGAAGGAUAAUAGAGCACCCUGUAUUAGGACAAAGGAUGAGUUGCCUAUUGAUAAAUUGCCUCCUGUUGAAGACUUAUCAAUAAUUCUUCCAGAUGAUGUUGAGCUGAAGCUCUUUGGGACAGUUUCCAGCAUCGUUGAGCAGCUAGUAAUAAUCGAAUCACUGAAGGGCCUACCUCCGAUAAAUGAGGAAAGCAUAAUUUUUAAAGAAGAUCGGCAAGUAGCAGGAAAGAUAUUUGAGAUAUUUGGUCCUGUUUCACAUCCUUUUUAUGUGAUGAGAUUUAACAGCUCUGAGCAUAUCAAAGAGAGAGGUAUUAAUGUGCAAGAUAGCAUGUAUUUUGCUCCAUCAGUUAAGGACUUCACCCAGUAUAUAUUUGCAGAGAAACUAAAACAGGAAAAAGGUUCAGAUGCAUCUUGGAAGAACGACCAAGAACCACCACCUGAAGUUUUGGAGUUCAGUGAUGAUGAGAAAGAAAAGGAGGCAAAACAGAAGAAAAAGAAGCCUCACAGUCAAGGAAGAAAGAAAGUCAGAUCAGAAACACUUCCAUCAAGUGAGAAUAAAGAAUUUCAUCAGUCAGUGCAACAGCCUGCUUCAAGUUACGCAAGAGGAUACCACGGCAGAGGGUUCUUCAGGGAUGUGUGUCCUCCUCCAUCAGGCCCUCGAGGGUUUUUCAGGCCCCAAGUAAGACCACCACAGCUGUACUCUUCAGACAGGAGGAUAUACCAGGAAUCACCAGUGUUUCCACCACCUUAUAGAAAAGAAUAUCCAAUGAUGCAACAGUAUGCCUUUCCUCCUCCAGAUUUUGGUUAUGUCAGUGAUGGGUAUCAAUUCCACCCUCCACCUUCAAACAUGAAUAUGAUGUGGACAGGCCCAAACAUGUACAAUUCAUCCUACUCAUUUCUGUCACUGCCGCCACCACCACCGCCACCACCACCGCCGCCACCUCCUCCAGACUGCCACUCUCCUCAGUUCAGGCCUUACUAAGAUUCCAUGUGUGUCCAUGUAGAGCCCUGCAGUUUACAGGAGGAAAGAACAGCCUGCCAGGACUGCAUUCCCUUAUUCUGGAGAUGGUUUCUUUUACUGCAGCAGUAGAACAAAUGCAGAGUUUUGUGCUUUGUGGGACAUCUGUAGAAAAUUAUUUUUUUCUGUAUAUGUUACCUGUUUCCAAAAAGAAAUUUAUAUGAUAAAAGUAACUGAAUAUUAAGUAAUGGUUUAUUUUUAUAGUAUCUGCUACUUAAAGAUGAUAAAUAAAAGCCUUUUGGACACUGGUA
This is a messenger RNA of Cyanistes caeruleus (blue tit), 1388 nucleotides long. The record is from RefSeq and is a predicted model, not a curated record. NCBI's taxonomy places the organism in Eukaryota, Metazoa, Chordata, Aves, Passeriformes, Paridae.